UACUAAGAAAUGGUAUCUGUAUGACCAGCUGCACAUGAGAGAUGUAGUUCAGUACAGAGCCUGCACUAAGUUGGUAUUGCAACAAAUCUUUUAGUUGUUUCACUAAAGGAAUAAUUAUUCACUUUCUCAGUUACCAUUCAACAACAAGGAUCCGGUUGAGCAAAUGAAAAGCAUCCUCUAUGAUGACAUCAUAUUCCCGGAAGACCUAUCAGAGGAUGCCUGUACUCUAAUACAAGAACUGUUAGAGAAAGAUCCUGAAUUUCGCCUCGGUUCGGGUGACGCCGGGGCUGAAAUGAUUAAAGAGCACCCCUUCUUUAGAGAUAUGGACUGGGACCAUCUGUUACAGCGAAGAAUUACGGCUCCAUAUGUACUGGGCAACGAAGACCUGGAGAGCCAAGAGAACCCUGGAUGCCAAGCUCCAGCACUGCCACCAACUGCUGCAAGGAUUCCAUCAGAGCUGCAAGAGGCAUUCAGAGGAUUCUGAAAGAACAUCAGUUACCGCUGAAGGAACAUCUGAUAAGUAGACGGAAUAGAUGGGGAGGGUGGAGGGCCAGUCCAUAUCCAUAUAAGAAGUCCAUUCAUAUAAAGUGAUGCUCAGGUGUCCCACCUCAGUAAUCUCUGACUGAUUAGGCUAAUAUAGGAAUAGUCUUCUCACACUUUGUAUAAUAUUCUAAAACCUCACCUGUAUAACAGGCAAGUAAGAUCUAGUGGCAAGGUGAGAAACAGUGUAUUUAGUUAGUUAGGGAUUUUCUUUGCCUAAAAUGUUCCUUAGGUUAUGGAUAGCACUGGGUAGUAGCCAAUUGAGGUAUUAGGUAACACACAGGGCCCCUAAUAAUUUGUGGUGUGUGAUGAUCAUGAUAAUUCAUCUUGCCUACCGAUGAUUUCAUCUCUCCUUCUGAUGCCACAAAGUUAUUUUUUCACUAAUGCCUCAUAAGCUGCCAUUGUUAUCUGUAUUUCUAGGAAACAUUUUAGAUUUUACUAGUUUUUUGUAAAGUGAUUUUUGCUCGAUUUUUUGUUUGCAGUUGUAAAAAGAAAGCAAUGGUUUGCUGGUAGAUUGGGCCAGUUUGCAUUUUAAUACUAUAUGAUAUUUGUAGCAUUUUUAUUUAUUAUGAAUAGUAAUUAGUACUGUGCUGAAGUCAUAGCUGAGAUGCUUGGAGAGAAACAGGGAACUUGAUUGAACUGACAAAGUACUGAGGCUACCUUUAUUUCUGGCAGCAAAUAUUUUGUUUUUAGCCGCCGAGCGCCACAGCUGCAAAAAACCGAAUGUCUACACGAACAUCGAGCACGAUUAGACUUGGCGUCACCUCUUUAGCAAAUGCCACAAGCUUUGUAGUUGGCAUCUCAAAUACUCACCUUUCAGAGCAGUGAAGUACAGAUUAAACUAAAGGGUCGAAAGAUGCUCCACUAAACAGAUACACGUAAGUAAAAUAUAUUUGGGGCUAAAUUGGGCAUUUUCUUCUCCAGUUAUUGCAGUUUUGGGGAGAAAUUUUAAUUUGUUUGU
This is a messenger RNA of Xenopus tropicalis (tropical clawed frog), 1501 nucleotides long. RefSeq names its product serine/threonine-protein kinase N2-like. The transcript is spliced from 3 exons. Gene Ontology annotation, molecular function: ATP binding; protein serine/threonine kinase activity. Bases 164 to 484 code for a protein of 106 amino acids. The record is from RefSeq and is a predicted model, not a curated record. NCBI's taxonomy places the organism in Eukaryota, Metazoa, Chordata, Amphibia, Anura, Pipidae.